AUGGCACUUUCAGAUGAACAAGCAAACGCAGAAAUGCAAAGAUUAAUUAACUUCAUAAAAAUUGAAGCUAUGGAAAAAGCCCGGGAAAUUCAUAUUAAAUCAAAUGAAGAAUUUGCUAUUGAAAAGGCUAGGAUUGUGUCUAGUGAAACAGCUAAAAUUGAUGAGUUUUAUAAACAAAAAAUGAAAAAUGCAUUCAUAGCUCAGCAAAUAUUAAAAUCAAAUAUUAUUAAUACAUCGAGAUUAAGAUUAUUAAAAGAAAAAGAAGAUAUUUUGAAUGAAGUCUUUGAAGAGGUUAAGGGAAUACUUUUUAAACUAUCAGAAGAUGAAGAACGUUAUCAAGAACUUUUAAAAGUUCUUAUUUUACAAGGAUUUUUGCAGUUAAUGGAAACAAAUGUUAUAGUUCGUGGUCGUGCAUCAGAUCAUGCAUUAAUUCACAAGGUAAUUGAUGAUACUAUUGAGACUUUCAAAAACAAAACACAUAUGGAGUUGAAUGUAACUAUUGACGAAGAAUGUCUUCCAUCUGAUGGAUAUGGAGGGAUCAUUAUUUUUAAAGCGGAUAAAAAUAUUUUAGUUAACAAUACGUUUGAUGAAAGAUUAGAAUUAUUAAAAAAAGAUACGCUGCCCAUUAUUCGACUGACACUAUUUGGGUGA
This is a messenger RNA of Pneumocystis murina B123, 651 nucleotides long. RefSeq lists its product as hypothetical. Bases 1 to 651 code for a protein of 216 amino acids. The transcript is spliced from 4 exons. Gene Ontology annotation, biological process: proton transmembrane transport. The record is from RefSeq and is a predicted model, not a curated record. Gene Ontology annotation, molecular function: proton-transporting ATPase activity, rotational mechanism. Gene Ontology annotation, cellular component: proton-transporting two-sector ATPase complex, catalytic domain. NCBI's taxonomy places the organism in Eukaryota, Fungi, Ascomycota, Pneumocystomycetes, Pneumocystales, Pneumocystaceae.